AUGUUUCUUACUAGGGACACGACAAACUGUGGGCGCGAUCUAGUGGAGAGUAUUGAACUACCACUGCUGUUGACUAGGAUCAAGACAGACCACGAGGAAAAUUUUUGGGGGGAAAAGAAGAAUGUGAAGGAGAGGAUCAUCGUGCUAGUCAGUAGCAGUGAAGUUUCUCUUGGUGAAGAUCAGAGCAAAAGAACAGACCAAGAAAAAUUGCUACAAAUUUUUGGAUUAUCGAAGCAGCCAGUGAAUCUCAAUAGAAGUGGUGAAGAAAAACGUUCUGUUACAACUUUUAUGAUGACAAUUUAUUCAAGUUCCGUCGUCCAAUUGUCAUCCGUUAUUGUCAAUAACACAAAUCAUAAUUUUACUCAGUAUCAUUUGAAAAAAAUACAUGACAGUGACCUGAUUGCUACUUUUAUGCCCCAACAACCACAUAAAGGACAUGGCGGCAAGCCAAAUAAAAUUCAACGGAUGUGGUUUGAUGUAUUGCUCAUCAAAAAGGGCCAACAGAUCCUAGCAACUGAUUUGAGGCUUUAUCGCGAUAAAUCAAAGACAAUCGAUAAGUAUCGAGACCUGUCUUUUAAUAUGACUAUAUACAGACCAGACCUAACUGGAGAUAAAAAAAAUUUCAUUUACGUCAACUCGAUUAUUGUUGGCGCCAAUUUUAAUGGAUGGGUUGUUUUGGACAUCACCGAUUGCUUCAAAUGGUGGACCGACAAUAUUGAUAUGAAUAAUGGACUGAAAAUCACCACGACACCCAUCAGCAAAGUGAGUUCUAGAAGAAGACUUCAUCAAGUAAAGCCCGAGCAAUUAGGAAUCAUUGGAUUUGACGGUGAUCCUAGCAAACACGCAUUUGCUGUUGGGUAUUACCAGAGUUUCCAGCAGAGUAUUAAUGUACCUGAAAUCAGUAACGUCAUCAGCAGACACCCCAGGAGUAUGAACAUUCAUGACUAUAUUUACGACGAUCAAUAUUUUGACGAAAGUUUAAUGAACCCUUUGGAAAAACAAACUAAUGAGUAUCGUAAAUUGAAGUGUAAUUUAAGAGGAAUGACUCUUAAUUUUGGAGACAUAGGAUUUGAUUUUAUAGUAUUCCCUUCUUCGAUUGAUUUAAAUGAUUGCAUUGGUACAUGCCGAUUUCCUUUCGCAGAUCGCGCAAACGCGACCAACCACGCAAUUUACAAAAGUUUGUUGAGCAAAUAUGGAGUGUCGAGAUUAAAUACACCUAAUUGUAUUCCAAUUUCUUAUGCUGAACGAAAAUUUUUGUAUUAUGGGAGCGAUAAUGUUUUGCUUUAUCUGAGAUGGAAAGAUGCUGCAGUUACUGCAUGCGGAUGUCGGUAA
Microplitis demolitor is the source of this 1332-nucleotide messenger RNA. Its product is annotated as protein 60A. NCBI's taxonomy places the organism in Eukaryota, Metazoa, Arthropoda, Insecta, Hymenoptera, Braconidae. Gene Ontology annotation, cellular component: extracellular region. Gene Ontology annotation, biological process: SMAD protein signal transduction; BMP signaling pathway. Gene Ontology annotation, molecular function: growth factor activity; cytokine activity. The record is from RefSeq and is a predicted model, not a curated record. The transcript is spliced from 2 exons. Bases 1 to 1332 code for a protein of 443 amino acids.